Messenger RNA from Protopolystoma xenopodis, 294 nucleotides. Lineage: Eukaryota; Metazoa; Platyhelminthes; Monogenea; Polystomatidea; Polystomatidae. The record is from the annotation of a GenBank genome assembly.
AUGAUACGUUUUUUCACGGAGUCCACGAUCCACAAUCUCAAGAGUUGGCUAGGGCAAAUCAGCCGUUCAAGAAGCAUUUUGAACAUGAAAUCGAGAUGUACUUCUUUGGUAUUCUAUCUUUUGACUAUCGUCCUCUUUGUUGCAGCCAAGGAGAAGGGUAGUGGAUCCCUUUUUGAAGAAGCUAUGCUGACCUCGGCACCUCUACCAGACGUAAAGAAGACAACGAUCAGGAGUCGCCGAAGCAUACCGAGGUCCUCGUUCUCCAAUCGUGAAGGCCAUCUUGAGGCUCUUUGA